Pelobates fuscus (common spadefoot toad) is the source of this 3055-nucleotide messenger RNA. RefSeq names its product casein kinase 1 gamma 2 (gene CSNK1G2). NCBI's taxonomy places the organism in Eukaryota, Metazoa, Chordata, Amphibia, Anura, Pelobatidae. The transcript has 12 exons. Gene Ontology annotation, biological process: peptidyl-serine phosphorylation; positive regulation of canonical Wnt signaling pathway; endocytosis. Gene Ontology annotation, molecular function: protein serine/threonine kinase activity; ATP binding. The record is from RefSeq and is a predicted model, not a curated record. The coding region runs from base 596 to 1834 and encodes 412 amino acids. Gene Ontology annotation, cellular component: nucleus; plasma membrane; cytoplasm.
UCAGUGAUGGCUCCGUGCAAUGCCCAACCCGGGGGACCUGCGCAUGAGUAAACCAACAGAAGCCUAGCCGUAGGGUUUUUCUCCCAGGGUUCGAUUCACGAAACGAGCUUACGCAGCAUGCGCGCCGCCCGUGGCGGCCAGCCUCGAGCUCCUUACGUCAAUUGCGUAACGUUAGCUCGCCAGAGUGAAACAGCGGAGUAGAGUGCGACGGGAGGCGGCAUGAGAUUUCGGGAGAAUCCGGGGACGCCCUGAAACCAAGGCCCCAGGCGGUGAGAAGUGGAGAGACGAGAAGGAGCUCAGGGCCAUAUACAGUGACCAAAACAUCUCAUCAACAUGACUUCCUUCACAGAGACUGGUGGAAAUCAAGAACUCUGCUCAAGAGACAUCGCUUCUACUCCAGUUUAUCCUCAGGUCAAUUGAAGACACCCAGUUGGGAGGAGACUGCUCUUCCCUUUCUGUGGGAAGCAAUGUCUUUUCAUUGUUGACGGUUCAAAGUGGCGGGGGUGGGGAGCAGGAGGGGUGGGUGUCUUUCCAGGUUGGCUCCUAUCCCCUGGUAGACACCGUAACCGUGGAGAGGCCCGGUUACCACAAACUGAUGGAUUUUGACCAGAAAGAAGGAAAGGGUGAAUCUGAGGAAGUGGGAAGAAGGAUGUCUAAAGUUGGGGGAGGGGCAGGGAGGGGUAACCGGAACACUGGGGCCAAUUCCGGGGUCUUAAUGGUUGGACCAAACUUCCGGGUAGGAAAGAAGAUUGGAUGUGGGAACUUUGGAGAGCUACGUCUUGGAAAAAACUUGUACACCAAUGAAUAUGUAGCUAUCAAGCUGGAGCCAAUCAAAUCAAGAGCACCGCAGCUGCACCUGGAGUACCGCUUCUAUAAGCAGCUCGGGAAUUCAGAGGGUCUUCCUCAGGUGUAUUACUUUGGACCCUGUGGAAAAUACAAUGCUAUGGUUCUGGAGCUGCUCGGGCCCAGUCUGGAGGAUUUGUUUGACCUCUGUGACAGAACAUUCACCCUCAAAACCGUGCUGAUGAUAGCAGUCCAGUUAAUCUCACGUAUGGAGUAUGUGCACACAAAGAGCCUGAUAUACCGGGACGUGAAGCCAGAAAAUUUCUUGCUUGGUCGUCCUGGAAGCAGACGUCAAAAAAUAAUCCACAUUAUUGACUUUGGUCUGGCCAAAGAGUAUUGGGACCCAGAAACCAAAAAACAUAUUCCAUACAGAGAACAUAAAAGCUUGACUGGAACUGCAAGAUAUAUGAGUAUCAACACUCACCUGGGAAAAGAGCAAAGCCGGAGGGAUGAUCUAGAAGCAUUGGGCCACAUGUUCAUGUAUUUUCUUCGUGGAAGUCUGCCUUGGCAAGGUCUUAAGGCUGACACGUUGAAAGAAAGGUAUCAGAAAAUAGGUGACACCAAAAGAUCCACCCCUGUGGAGGUCCUUUGUGAUAAUUUUCCAGAGGAGUUGGCUACCUACCUCCGCUAUGUUCGCCGUCUGGAUUUUUUUGAGAAGCCAGAUUACGAGUACCUGCGACGACUUUUCACUGACCUGCUGGAUCGACGUGGGCUGAUCUUUGACUACGAAUAUGAUUGGGUGGGAAAAACACUGCCCACUCCAAUCGGUUCAAUAUCAGGUGAAGCCACCUCUCAAAUGCCGAAUAAGACUCAGUUGCACCUCAAACACCAGGGUUUAAAUUCUACGAAUGGUGAUCUCAAUAUAGAUGACCCAACAGCCGGACAUUCCAACGCUCCCAUCACCGCGCACACAGGGGUGGAGGUAGCAGAUGAUACCAAAUGUUGUUGUUUCUUCAAAAGGCGGAAGAGGAAAAACAUUCAGCAAAAAUGACUUAAGUUUUCUGGACCCUCACAUACUUCUUAUAGAGCAGCUGUACUUUAUUUUUGGAUUACAGAGACUUCUACCCAGGACUACUCCACAUCACUUCUACUGUCAAAACAGAAACGUUGCAAAUCUAAGGGGUUGAGACAUUUUGAUUCAUUUAUUCUCUAUCCCACGUAAUUGCUAUUAUUAUUUUCUUGAAUCGUUGGGAUUCUGGAGUGGACAGGAAAAAAAAAACAAGAGGAAAACCAGGAUCCUGCUGAAGAAUAUAACAAACUGAAUCAUAUUCUGGGAGGAUGGUCCAGUUUAUCAGCAUCAUGUUUUUUUUGUUUUCUGUAAUGUAUUGGGAGCAUAAAUGGUUAGCACUCCAGUUUAUAACAACCGUACUACUCUUUAAAAAGAAACUGGAGUUGAGUUCUCUCAUAACAAUGAAGAUAGAUGGGAUGGCUAAGGCUGAGGCACAUUGAGUUUUUUUGGUCUCAAUUUCCUUGAAUAUAGGACACAUAGAUGACAAAAUUCAAAGUUGCAUUUAUACUUUUCUCACCUUGUUUCAUUGAACGUCCUGGGCACCUUAACAGCUUCAUCAAAAUGACAUUGUUAUAUUGCCAGUUGGUCCCUGGAGCUUCCUUACCCAUAUGUACAUGUUUUAUGAAUGGGGAGCUACUGAUUGGCAUGGAGCGUCACCUAAACGCUCUGAACCAACCAGCGGCGCCCCUGCCCAGCAGCACCCCAUCCAUGCUUCCUCUAGCUGAAUUGCAGAAUGUGGAUGUGGACAGUGAGGAACAGAGCUCGAGAGCAAACUUUGGAGUUAAUCCCUAUGUGUAAGGAAUCACCAGGGACCUCCUGGCACCAUAACAACUUAAUUUCAAUGAAGUUGCUAUAGUGCUUGGAGUGUUCCUUUAAGAUCUAAAUGUGGCAUUGUCCUCUUAGUCCCUAUUACAGCCCAGCAGUAUUUUUUAGCAUACACCGUAUGGGCAUACAGAUCCACUUAGCACUGUUUUCACACCUCUUUUUAAUCGUGUAUUACAAUGCAGGGGGAGAGGCAAAGCUAAUAGACUGGCAUAAAAGGACUCUCAUAUAGUGAGUUUUUGUUUUGUCCUGUUUUGACAGGUCAGCAGAGGUUUUGCAUAUCUUAUAUUGCAUCCCAUCCACUUACUUAUGUCAGUCUGUCGUGUGUACAUAAAAAAAAUCUUCACUUGCAUUGCAUUAACAUAUUGCAUAUUGAUAUGA